Molecule: messenger RNA, 1158 nt
Organism: Oryza brachyantha (malo sina)
Lineage: Eukaryota; Viridiplantae; Streptophyta; Magnoliopsida; Poales; Poaceae
Exons: 3
Coding region: 1-1158 (385 amino acids)
Source: RefSeq, a predicted model, not a curated record
AUGGAGCUCUUCUUGCUUCUCCUCUCCUCCGUAGCCAUCGCCACUGCCACGUCAGUUCCAGGGUCGCCGCCGCCGCCGCCACCUCGAGCUCACACUCAAAACCUCAACGGCGUGCUGGUGAACGGCAACUUCGCGAUGAGCCCCCGGAAGAUGAACGACACGGUGAUCGUCGGGAGGGACUCGCUGCCGGGGUGGGCGCUGCGGGGCCACGUCGAGUACGUCUCCGGCGGACCGCAGCCCGGAGGGAUGUACUUCGCCGCCGCGCCGGGGGCCCACGCGCUCCGCCUGGGGGCGCGCGCCUCGGCGGCGCAGGCGGUGGAGGUGCGCGCCGGCGCGGCGUACGCGCUCACGUUCGCGGCCACGCGCGCCUGCGCGCGCGACGACGGCGAGGCGCUCCUGCGGGUGGCCGCGUCGCCGUCGUUCUCCGCGCCGGUGGACGUCCCCGUGCGCACGCUCUACGGCGCCGCCGCCGCCGACGCCUGGGCGUGGGGCUUCCGCGCCGCUGAGAGGGAUGCCCAAGUCGUGUUCAGUAACCCCCGCGGCGACGGCCAGGACGGCGACCCGGCCUGCGGCCCCCUCCUCGCCAUCGUCGCCAUCAAGGAGCUCCCCGCGCCAUUGCCAUCCAAAGACAACCUGAUCCGGAACGGCGACUUUGAGGCCGGGCCAACGGCGAUCCCGAACUCCACCGCCGGCGUGCUGCUGCCGCCGAAGCAGAAGGACGCGACGUCGCCGCUCCCGGGGUGGAUCAUCGAGUCGCUCCGCCCCGUCCGCCUCGUCGACGCGCCUCACUUCGCGGUGCCCCAGGGCCAGCGCGCCGUGGAGCUCGUCGCCGGCCGAGAGGGCGCGAUCGCGCAGGUGAUCCGCACCGCGCCGGGACGUGCCUACAACCUCUCCUUCGCCGUCGGCGACGCCGGGGACGGCUGCGAGGGCGCCAUGCUGGUCCACGCCGUCGCCGGGAACGCGACGUCCACGGUGCCCUAUGCGUCCCGCGGCGGCGGCGGCGCCCGGCAGGCCAGCCUGAGGUUCGUGGCGGCCGGGCGGCGCACCAGGGUGACGUUCUACAGCUCCUACUACCACACCAGCGCCGGCGACGGCGUAUCGCCGUGCGGGCCGGUGCUCGACCAGGUCAAGGUGCAGCCAUUGAUGAGGAAAGCUUAG